GCAAAGAUUGAGAGCAAUAGGGGAAAGGAAAAGAAUAUUUCCAUGGCUUCCAAAUCCAUUACCCCACGGAAUAACUUGAUGUCCAAGUUAUUUCUUUCAUUUGCCUUCCCCUCUCAUCCCUCUAUAAAUAAAGCUCCAUAACUUCCUUCCCCUAAAUGGUAGAUAUGGUCAAGCUUACAAUUGUUGGAAGGGUAAGUGAUAGCCUUUGUCUUGCCAAAGGACCGUCCUAUAUGAACGAAGAGCGCGAAAACUCUUCAUUUUACAAGCAACAAGGAGAGUUCAUAUUCAAAGAAAUCUCCAGAGGAGCCUUGCCUCCUUCCAGGAUGACCAUUCGUGUCGAUCAUCACUGCUUCAAUUACUUGGUGGAGAAGGGAAUCGCCUUCAUCACGUUGUGUGAAUCUUCAUAUCCAAGAAAACUAGCUUUCUGUUACCUGCAAGAAUUGCAGAAGGAAUUUGACAAGUUUGACAGUAGCCUUAUUGACAAAAUCAUAAGACCGUACUCCUUCGUCAAAUUCGAUGGUGUAAUUGGGAGUACAAGAAAGCAAUACAUCGAUACAAGAACACAGGUUAAUCUGUCUAAGCUUAAUGCUAACCGGAAACAAGAUUUAGACAUUGCCACUGAAAAUCUUUCAGAAAUCAUAGAGAGAUGGAGACAUUCAGAUCUAUUGGAAAGGCCAUCGACUCCUCCUCCUCCUCCUCCUCCUCCUCAAGCUGUUUCAUCCAUUGGGUUUUCACCGCUCCUCGAGGUUAUUGCAUUGAAAUGGACACCAAUUACAUUGCUCAUUGCUGUUGCCACUGUUAUUCUCUGGGUCACCAUAAUCCAUGCAGAUGAAAAUUUCAUGAUUUUAAACUAAUUGGGGUAUCGGGA
Molecule: messenger RNA, 868 nt
Organism: Malus domestica (apple)
Lineage: Eukaryota; Viridiplantae; Streptophyta; Magnoliopsida; Rosales; Rosaceae
Product: 25.3 kDa vesicle transport protein SEC22-1-like
Biological process (GO): vesicle fusion with Golgi apparatus; endoplasmic reticulum to Golgi vesicle-mediated transport; retrograde vesicle-mediated transport, Golgi to endoplasmic reticulum
Cellular component (GO): endoplasmic reticulum membrane; endoplasmic reticulum-Golgi intermediate compartment; ER to Golgi transport vesicle membrane
Molecular function (GO): SNAP receptor activity
Source: RefSeq, a predicted model, not a curated record